AUUUGUUAGACUGUUUGUUGAGUUAAACUCGCGCUCAACAUUAUCCUUGAUUCUUCAUAUGAGUUUACAUUGAAGCUUUUCUUUUUUUCCUCUUUUCUCUCUUUCUUUCUCUCUGUCCCUUGCCUUUUCUUCUUCCUCAUCAUCCUCAUCAUCAUCUUGAUAAUCAUCAUCUUCUCAUCGUCGUCUUCUCUUGUUGUGUGUGUCUACCAUAUAAAAAAGGGAAAGUGAUGGAUCGAUGAUGAAAGAAAAUGGCCGCAUCUUGUGCCGGUUUACGCCCAUAUAUACAAAUUGUUUACUAUUUUUUGACAAUUGUUCAUCUUAUUUCCAGGAAUAAGGUUCUUUCUGAACCCAAUAAAAGAUAUCACAUGUCAACACUUUGUAUGAGGGAAAAAUAUACGCCAUUGUCCAAGCAGAUUGAUGGAGCAGUAAUUACAUCUUCUCGUGAUGAAAAUAUGAAUUGUACUUUAACAUUUCAAACGGAGCUUGUCUCUCAACGAUUCAUGCUUCGGUUUGAUGACCUUCGCCUUGACUGUUAUGAUCACCUUUAUGUGUAUGACGGUGACGGUUUUGCAGGUCAAUCAAAGGUGAACCUUUCAUGUCGCAGUACAAGAGGUGAUUACGGGCUAAUCUUUUUUCAUAGUAACUAUGUUACCUUAAAGUAUCAAACUGACCAAUGGAGUCAAUCAGGAGAUGGCUUUACAUUGGUAAUCACUGCCGUAAGGGACACUCCCGACUGUCGGAGUUUUAAAUGUCAUAACACGUAUUGCAUAUCGUAUGAUCUUAUUUGUGAUGGAGUUGAUCAUUGUGGUGAUAAUAGUGAUGAAACAAAUCCAACUUUUUGUUUAGCCGAUGAAGAAGAAACUGGAUCAAUUUUAGGUUUACCGAUAACUGUUUUCAUUGGCCUAGUAAUUACUGUAUUCCUUAUGUGUCUAUCCUGUGUUUUAGGUUUAGCAAUUUAUUUGUGUAAACGUGAACAGCAAAUGCACCAGCAACAUCAAAGGAUGACACUUCAUCAGGCAACUACACCUAUUUUAGCUCAUCCCGCUUCAUAUAAUGGGACUAUGGGCUCAACAUUAAGCCCUCCAAGCCAAAGAUUUGCCACAUUGCCUUUAGAAAAGAUGAGGGAAAAACCUCCUCCUUAUCCUGGUAAUAUGUAUGCUCCAUCGUUGAUGAACAACGCAACUAGUAACAAUCAUAUAAUAGGCAAUUCAACAACACCGGUUCAACAAGUUGUUUAUUAUUCAACAAAAUGACGCUCGAUAAAACCAUUUUAGCCAAUUUUUAAUCUAAUUAACCAAUUAUAACAAUUACCAGCAGAAGGAAAUGUAAUGUUAAACCACAAGCAAAAAAAACCAGUAAACCAACAAUUUUUAUGUGUAUUAUUACCAAUUUACCAGUUGCAAGGAAACAAGAAAGGGAAUAAAGAAGGAGCGAAGAGAAUGCUUAAAAUUAAUAAUACAUAAGCAAAAGCAGUGAAUUGCUUUCAAGAACAUUCAAAGGAAUAAAGCAAGUUCCAACAUCCAACAUUAAACCAAUCAAAGAUUCAACCUGGAAAAUACACUGGAUUGAACUCUGAUUUAAUGAAUGCUUACAUCAGCGGUAAAUUGGAUUGUUUCAUGAUGGUGUUGAAUUUUGUCAAUUUCAUGGUUAAUCGAUUUCUUCAAUUUUGAUUAUCCGUUUACCGGACACUUUCUGGUCAUCAACCAAACUGUUUAAUCUCCCUUCCAUCAACUUUAAUGGCAUCUCAAUACACCCAAUUUGAUACAGAUAUAUAUAUUAUACAAAAAAAACACAAACUCAAUGAACUCACAAAAUCUUAUAUAAUUUAAAAUUGUAUUUAUAUGCAUAUAAAUAUAUAUAAAUACUAAGUAUAUAUUAAUAUGUAUAUAUGUAUGUAUCAUGUAAACGAAGAUUUUCCUUAUCGUUUUCUCACAUUUAUUUUAUUUGUUGUAUGGUUUGUAGUGAUCAGAAAUGUUAAUUGAAAACGAAGGAGUCAUUAUAAUGGAGAUAAUUACGUGACCCAAAAAUAUCCAUUUUGUAUACCCUUAGGACCAUUCAUCUACAUCAAUGAAAAAGACAAACUACGACAAAUUCAUUCUUAAAAAAACUCAUGCAUCCAUGUAAACCCUUUUAAUCGUCUAAUGCCAAUUUCCAUGGGAAGGAGAACAAAAAGAAAUGAUUCCAUCUUGAAAAGCUGUUCUUGCUUUACCAUCUCUAAUCAAACUGAUUUACAUCAUGAUGAACAUAUAUCGUAAUUUAUAUGUGUAUAUAAUUACAACUAUCCACAUUAUAAACCUGGAUAAAUAAUUACAAGUGGUCAAGACCAAGGAAUGCAAGUCACUUUAGGUGGCCAUUGGCCUUUUUUGUAUAAUCAAGCGAAAUCAACAAACCAAAAAACAUACCGAAAACAAACCUGAAUCCGUCAAAAUCUCAAUUGAACUGGUUAAAUUAAAGCUAGUCAGCCCAAUAAGUAAAUCUCAAAAUAACAAUAAUCACCAAAAUUAACAAAAAAAACAUUUUAAAAGAGAUUUGAUGGUUUUAUUACAAUUUAAAUGCUGUAACCAUUUUUUAAUUUAUCAGAAGCUUUAUUUUGGAGUGAAAAACGAGUGAUUGAAUCAUGUUUUUUAGUUGAUUUGCGCUUGGUUCUUAACCUUUUGUAUUAAUUUAGAUAAUAAUUUGCUUUCAAACUACACAAUUUAUACUUUGCUUUUCCCAUAACAUUACUUGAUUGAUUAAUUGAUCAUUUUGUUCAUAUUCAUAUUUUGUUUAUGAGUUUUCUAUUGAAUAUGAGUAUGGAAAAAAGGUGAUAAUUAUGAUUAUUGUUAUUGAAAUUAGGUACAGUUAAUCUUUAUUUUGUGAAACAAAAUUAUCAUUACCGAAAAGAUGUUUAACACAGCGAAGUAACAAUAAGAAACCAACAUUCUAACGAGUAAUACCCAAACUUACACUCAACUCUGGCUACAAGUAACCAAAUCAUUUUGUUUUGUUUUAUUUAAAAAUCUUGUAUAGCCAACACAUUCACACCAUUCAUCUUCAUAAUUCACGUUCAUCAAUCAACCGAUCUCACCUAAUUAAUUUAAUUUGAUUCCUCUGUUUGAUCACAUUCUAUUUAUAUUAUUUACUGUAUUAACUUUUUGCAUAUCAAAAGACCACCAAAGAUUUUCAUUUUUACUUUUGCCUCUCUUCUGUAUUCUUUCCAUCCCAUCGUACAUUUCUUUUGUAUUGACUCGACAACAACAAAACAUUAAGUUGUAAAUAAAUUGUUUGAAA
Molecule: messenger RNA, 3270 nt
Organism: Tetranychus urticae (two-spotted spider mite)
Lineage: Eukaryota; Metazoa; Arthropoda; Arachnida; Trombidiformes; Tetranychidae
Molecular function (GO): protein binding
Source: RefSeq, a predicted model, not a curated record